AUGUCCAACAAUUUAUAUUGCUUGCCAGAGAGUGGAGAAAGGUGUGUCCUUGGGGUAGUUGUGGAACUUGGUGUUGAGGAUGUCGUAGACGUUGUCGGGGUUGGAGGUAAUGUUAUCGAAGACGUGGAAGUUGAUGCAUCUGAGAAAGAUCUCUCAGUUGUAGCAGUUGAAACAGGGAGAGUUAAUACCAAGCGAAUCAAACGAUCAAUCAAAGGGUAUGUUAAAGACUUUCCUUUAACAUUCGCUUUUUUGAUUGUGUUAGAUGAAGCAUCCGCAGCACAUGGCACGGAGAAAGGGAUUGCUGGGCUACUUGAUGAUUCGAAAGAUCAAGUUUCAUCGGACAGCAGCAUCCCAUUAUCCCCGCAGUGGCUUUAUUCCAAACCUGUUGACUCAAAAGCAACUGCCAACCCAGUGGGGGCGAACCCCACUGAUCCCAUACUGAAAGAUAGUUGGCGUUUGGAGGGUUCUCAAGACAAGAAAGAUUGGAGGAGGACUGCUCCAGAUGUUGACAUAAGUCGUCGCUGGCGUGAGGAGGAGAGAGAAACAAGCUUGCUUGGGAGAAGGGAUCGCAGAAAGAUUACGUCAACCUCAGAGAACCGAUCCUUGCCUGCUGAUCGCUGGCAUGAUGGUCGUGGUUCUGGUCAUGACUCUCGGAGAGAGAACAAGUGGUCAUCAAGAUGGGGUCCUGAAGACAAAGAAAAGGAUUCUCGAAUUGAGAAAAGGAAUGAUGUUGAGAAGGAAGAUGGUCAUGCAGAGAAACAAUCUUCUGGUGUUAGCAAUCGACAAGGGUCUGAUCGUGACACAGAUUCUCGUGAUAAAUGGAGACCACGUCAUCGAUUGGAAGCUCAAGCAGCUGGUGUGGCCACAUACCGUGCUGCACCUGGAUUUGGGAUGGAUAAAGGACGUACAGAGGGAACAAAUGUGCGAUUUUCACCUGGAAGAGGAAGGGCAAAUAUAAAUGGAAAUCUGCAAAUUGGAAGGCCUCCCUUGGGCUCUAGUGUGGGCUCUGCACUUGUGGAUAAGAAUAGAACUAUACUGGGGAAGUCUAGCCUUGGUGUCGAGUCAUAUUACUAUCCCAGGGGUAAGAUUCUUGACAUAUAUCGCAAGCAAAAGAUUGAUCCAACUUUUGACAGUAUGCCUCCUGAGUUGGAGCAUACUUCACCCAUAACUCAACUGGAUUCUGUAGAGCCAUUAGCAUUUGUUGCUCCUGCUGCUGAAGAAGAGGCUGUCCUUAAGGAUAUAUGGAAUGGAAAAAUUACUAGUAGUGAAGUUUCGGGAUACUCAUUUAGAGGAAAGGAUGGAGGGUUGAAUGAUGAUAUUUCAGGUCCUGGUACAGCCUUAAGUGAAAGAAAACAAACUUUAAUUGACGGUGGUGGAAAGGUUAUCUCGGGAAUUGAAAUCUCAAAUGAUUCUGAUCAAAUUGUUGGCUCAUUUAGAAAUGCAGUUAAUGAUGUUGCAACUUUCCAACUAGGCAAGCAGAAACAUAUGUCAUCAGCUGUUGUGCAUGGGAGAGAGGAGAAUUCUGACAACAAUAACAGGGAGGGAAGUAUCACCAUAAACAAAGUUGUUGAAUCAGAAACCUUCGAUGGCGAUAAGGGGCAUACCAAUCAUGGUGUUGAUUCAUUUUCUGCAUCAGAACUCAAUAAUAACCUGCCUGAUGCAUUUGGAUUUUCGCCUCUUGAGCAAAAUCCAAGUAUUAAUCAACAGGACCUGAAAUUUAAUGAGAAUGCAUAUUCUUAUGAAAUUGCUGCUGUUCCUGAGGAGUUAAGUUUGUGCUAUCUGGACCCUCAAGGGGCAAUUCAAGGACCAUUUCUUGGGAUUGAUAUAAUUUUGUGGUUUGAACAAGGGUUUUUUGGGUUGGACUUACCAGUUCGCUUGUCAGAUGCACCUGAAGGUUCACCUUUUCAAGAACUUGGUGAUGUCAUGCCUCACCUGAAAGGAAAAUCAGGAUUCAGUUCUGGUACGAACCUGGUGGCUCAAUCAGAAUCAUCAGAUGCCAUUCAAAGGAACCUAAAAGUAGAUGUGCCUAAUUUUGACUUCAAUGGGUCAGCUGUUAAUGAUGAUCAACUUUGGUCUUUAUCCCGUCCGGAUGUUAGCGCGUGUGUUGGUGUUCAGUCUCAAAUACGUAGUCAAAAUUAUCGCUCUGAGGUCCAAUUUUCUGACGAUCAGUCGUUCAGUAAUAUUGUUGCGCCAGAGGAGGAUAUUUCAUUAUCUAAAUUUGCUGGAAGCAGCAAUGACAACCCUUUGAUGAGGCCUGUGGAUGUUGCUUCUUCAUAUCCUCAUCCUAACAAACCUGUCAACAAUGAUGUUUUGGGGAGUGAUGCUCAUAAUGAGGCUGAUAAGUUGCAUCCAUUUGGUUUAUUGAUGUCUGAACUCAGAGAUGGUACUCAUUUAAGGCGUGCACAAUCUUCCAAUAGUUCUUUGAGAUUGGGCGAUCAGGGUCACUUUGUAGAUCCAUUAAUUGAUCGGGAUGCUCCUUUUGCUGAUCAAAGCUCUAUUGGGGGAAUGAUUAAUCAGUCAUCUCUCCGGGAUACAUGGCCUGAUGAAUAUGGGAUGAAUAGGCCUUUUAACCCUAAUAUGCAUGUAGGUUCAUUGGAAGACCAGUUCAUGUCCCAUGUGGGGCAACAUUUUAAUAAUUUUGAUGCAUCCGAGCGUAUGAUACUGCAGAAGCUGCAGAAGGAACGCUUGCAGCAGCAGGCUACUGUAUCUAAUCAUUUUCCUGCACAUCUUACUGGGUCUGAUUUAGAGAGAUUUCCAGGUUUUCCUCACACUCAGAGCAAAAACCCCAAUAUCCAGCAAAUGAUGCAGAACUCGGGGUCAGACUUUGAACGUCUUCUGGAACUUCAGAUCCAGCAACGCCAACUUGAGCUUCAACAGCAACAAGAUAUGCAUCAUCAACAACUGCUUCAACAGCAUAUGAAGCUACAACCCCAGCAACAGGCCCAAGUUCAGCAAAUGCUGCUUGAACAGCUUUUGCAUCAACAAAUCUCUGAUCCCAAUUUUGGGCAGUCAAAGCAUGAUCUUUCUAGGGAUAACAUGAUGGAUCAGGUACAAUUGAGGAGAUUUCUGAAUGACAUGCAGCAGAAUUCACAUUCUUUAAGACACAUUGAUCCAUCAGUGGAACAGAUUAUUCAAGCAAAUAUGGGCCUCAAUGCUGUCCAAGGGAGGCAAGCUGAUUUAUCAGACCUUUUGUUGCAAGCGAGGCAUGGGAGUAUCUUGCCUUCUGAGCAACAGCUUCAUUUUCAGCAAGAUCAGCUGCAGGCACAGCACCAGAUGUCAAUGGCUCUUAGACAGCAGCUAGGAUUGGAAGGGGAAAGACAUUUUGGUAGGUCUUGGUCAAUCAAUGAAACAGGGCAGUUGGUAAGAAAUAUCCACAACCAGCAACAGAGGCUUUUAGCACAAGAGGAGCAAUUAAAUUAUCUAGGAAGGAAUCUUCCUGAGCAGAAUCAGAGAGGGUUCUUUGAUACUAAUCCCAUGAUGUUUGAGAGGUCUGCACCUAUUUCUGUCCAUGGAAGGGAGUUACAAGAUCGUCGUCGUUAUAUGCACCCAACUGAUCCACUGGGUUCUUUAUCUUCUCACCACCUACAAUCAUCUGAUGAUAUUUAUGGUCAUCACUCAGAUGCAUUCAAGAGUUCCCUCUCUGGCAACAACGGACAUGUUGAGAACAGCUGGAUUGACCCACGGAUGCAGCUGCAACACCUUGAAGCUAUGAGGCAGAGGAGGGAGUUAGGGGAUACCAUUGUAUCAACAGAUUUGAACAUUUCUGCAUCUAUGGGAGCUCAUGAAGAGAGUUCAGCACAUGGUUAUAUGGACAUACUUAAUCAAAAACUGGGCCUUCAUUCUGCCCAACCUUCAACUGUUGAUAAGUGGCAUCCUCUUUCAUCAAUAAGUCAUGAAAAAUCUUGGCAAGUGUCUGAGGCUGGCUCAAUAAUCCAUCCUUUUGAGAUUCCACCGGAUCAGCAAGUCCAUAUUAAUGAUCCAUUUUUAGAAAUGGCUUCGAGUGCUAAAUCCAAUUCCCUACUGAAUGAUCAUUUAGCCAACAUGCACAUUACUGAGCAAUACAAUAAUAUAGGGAAUACUGAGAGAAUGCCUCUUCGGUCUAGAUCUGGAUCAUUACUGGAAGAGCAAUCUCUGUUAUCUGGUAAUAAGGAUACUUUAAAUCCCAAUUACAGAAUUCCUCUCAUGAUGGGUAAAUCUAUGGAAAAAGAUUUACUUGAGUUGGAGACAAAUAAGGGGCAGAGGCAUGAAUUUGUAGGUGGCACAAUGAGCAAGUCUAUUCCUGGGAUGUUAGACUUGUCCGAUCAAGUGGAGAGUACGAUGAAUUCCAUGGAACUGCCUGUUAUGGCCCAUAGUAGACAUAGCUCACUAAGCAGUGCAGGAGGUGAUGGGGGCUCAUUUGGUCGUGAUAUGGGUUUGAAUAACUCACGUGCAGAUGAGGUUUCUAGUGACAGAAUCGCUAGUUCAACGAAACAGUUUGAUAAUGCUUUCCAUAAGCGACCCCAUGUAUCUCGUGUUUUAUCCUCCCCUGAUGUUCAGUCAGACCAACCAACUGGAUCCCAUACUAACCCGAACAAUAUAAUGAAUGCUGCAUCUGGUGAAGGACGACGAGAACCAUCUGGAAAUUCGUCAAUGAGUAGCAUGAUGGAUGCUCAGGCUUCUGCAAAGAAAGAAGUUCGAUUUAGAACUUCUUCCUUCAGUGAAGGUGCUGUGGCGGAAACAUCUUUUAUAGACAUGCUUAAAAAGCCUGUUCUUCCUGAGGUGGAUGCACAUGCAGCCAGUGGAGGUGCCACCGAGCCAUCUGAUGGUGGGUUCCAGGCAGCGCGAAGCGGCAAGAAGAAAGGAAAGAAAGGGAAGCAGAUUGAUCCUUCUCUACUUGGUUUCAAGGUCUCCAGCAACCGGAUCAUGAUGGGUGAGAUUCAACGCCCUGAUGAUUGAUACUUUAUUGCUUGCAGAUGUAGAUUAGUUUGUAAAUUUUUUCAAUUCUAUUUUCUUCGAAAUAGUUUUUCCUUUCUUUUUUUAUUUGGGAGGGGUUUUUAGGGUUUAAUGGUGUACAGGCCGUUAUAUAGCAUAGCUAUAAUAUUCAAUACAUCUGUUUUUACGAUAGGUGCAAUAGAUAUUUGUAUUUGAAAUCCCGUUUGGCGAUGACUAGUGUGUACAGUCUCUGAUGAGUGUAUAUUCGAGGAAGCUAUGCAUUCUCGUAUGACGGAUGGUUCAGCGAUUUUUGCGGGACAGUAGAAUUAAUGACAACUAAUUACUUUCUUAA
Molecule: messenger RNA, 5263 nt
Organism: Arachis ipaensis
Lineage: Eukaryota; Viridiplantae; Streptophyta; Magnoliopsida; Fabales; Fabaceae
Source: RefSeq, a predicted model, not a curated record